Brassica napus (rape) is the source of this 3340-nucleotide messenger RNA. RefSeq names its product ATP-dependent DNA helicase PIF1-like. The transcript has a single exon. The record is from RefSeq and is a predicted model, not a curated record. Lineage: Eukaryota; Viridiplantae; Streptophyta; Magnoliopsida; Brassicales; Brassicaceae. The coding region runs from base 1 to 678 and encodes 225 amino acids.
AUGUUGGACAAGCUAGAAGGUGAAUUUCGCUAUUUUCAUCUAUUGAUUUUGCUUUCUUUGUAUUUGAGUCUUAUUCUCCAAAUUAUGUUGUUUUCUAUUUCAGGUGAGGAAAAAACUUAUAACAGUGCUGAUAGCAUUGAUCCUGCAGAUACAAGUUCUGUGAAUAAUGAAGCUCUUAGUGCGGAUUUUCUAAACACAAUUAAGGUUCCUGGUUUACCAAACCAUAGUAUUAGACUAAAGGUUGGUUGUCCUGUUAUGGUUCUGAGAAACAUAGCUCCUUCUGAUGGCUUAAUGAAUGGGACGAGACUGCAGAUCACUCAGCUAAUGGAUUUUAUGGUUCAAGCUAGGAUUAUAACAGGAGAGAGGAUUGGGGAGAUAGUUGAUAUUCCUAGAUUGCUAAUAACCCCUUCUGACACCAGAUUGCCUUUCAAAAUGAGAAGAAGACAACUGCCUCUUGUUGUGGCUUUCGCAAUCACAAUCAACAAAAGUCAAGGGCAAUCACUAUCUCAAGUAGGUCUUUAUCUACCAAGACCAGUAUUUUCACAUGGUCAGUUAUAUGUUGCUGUUUCUAGAGUGACUUCCAAAAGAGGAUUGAAAAUUCUGAUUUUAGACGAAGAUGGGAAACCACAAAAACAAACUAAGAAUGUAGUUUUCAAAGAAGUUUUCGACAACCUUUAACAAAUGAGGUAAUAAGUUAUGUCUUUUCAUAUUUUUGAUGUCAUAUACAGUUUUUGUUUGGAUGUGAUCUUUGUUUUAAAAACCAGGAAAUGUGUUUGAACUCGCCAAUUACAUAUAAUAAAAACUAUUUGUUCUUUGCAGAUCUCAGAAGUUCACGUGUUCUAUGGUGGAAGCAUGCUUGCUGGUUCACAAAGUUCUCUAAUAGUUAUGCAAACAACAUUUGUUUUCUUUUCCAACGAAUCUGGAAUGCAAUAAGUUUGUUAUUAUUUUGAUUUAGACAGAUGCAUGAGUUUUUUGGUCUUUAAAACCAUAUCGAAAUAAAGCGCAUGUUUUAUAAGACUAUCAUCAACAUAUACCCUUACCAAGCAACACUCAAGCAAUUCAAAACAAAGCAUAUUGACUAAAGCCAGGGUUCUCUAAUCUAAAACCUUAUUCUACACUUUCCUACUUCAGAAACCUUACGACUUACUUAGAAGAGAUAAGUAAUAACUAACCGUAUUAUAAGAUGUUGAUCCCCAAUGGUUGUUGUCUUCUUUUUCAUCUUGAUAACUGAUACUUUGACCUUUCCACGUCCAACAUCAUGCUACAGAUUUAGAACGUUUAAAAUCAGGGCUUAUCUCUGUUCAACAAACCAUGGGACCUCAACAAGAACAAAUUAGUAACUUCCUCUGUUAAAUCCUUAAAGCAAAUAUCUAACACUUUACCUGAUUUGUCCUGUGUCGUAGUAAUAACAUGGAUUCCUCGCAGGAACCAGUGGUAGUAACAGCUUGCAAUAUCAGCAUCAGCCGACUCUCCCUCUUCUUUCAUAAGUUCACUCCAUCUUGAUAAGUUGAUUCCCCUGGAAAUGAUUCUUGUGUAAGGAAAAAAACAUUAAAGUAAUUUCCCUACAAAGAACUUUACUUUGACUUACGACUUACUCAAACAUGUUACUUGAGCCAGUGAUCCUCACAACACACAGGUCAAUCUUACACUUCUCUUUUAGCAUUGCAUCCUGUGACACAAAAAAUUACAACAUGAUUUUCCUUGCAUUGGUAAAAGAAGAGCCUGAAAAACAUGAGCUUUCUUAGGCUAGCAUAAAUAUCAGAACAACACUUCACAUAUAUAUAGAAAAAACUAUUUUACUUCUAUAUUGCUUGGUGAUGGAUCUUCCUCUACCAAAUACUUGGAGUUGAGUUUGUUAUUGAAAGCAGCUACCUGUUUAAGAAAGAAAUAGAUUAAUCCACAGUGGCUUGUAGCUUUAUUUUCAGUAGAUCACAAAAUGUCAAUCACGCAGACUGGAACAAGCAUCAGAAACUUACAGCAGUUUUGUUCGCAUCCUCUAUUCCGAACAAGGUCAAGAAUGGCUCGCAAGGUUCUCAUUUGUUAUAUCAAUGUAUAUAAACAUGAUCUGCAAGAAAAUAAAUAAUAUACAUUAAGAGUAUAUGUUUGUUCUAAAUCCUACUAGCCCUUUUAGACUCAGUGUCAGAAGUGCCUUCGAUUUAAACCUUCUUGCAACAUCUUCAAGAAGCUGAGCCAUACUCUGAAAAUCAUAAAUUUUGGCAAAGAUUAUAACCUAACCAAGGAAGAAAAAUGAAAAACAGAAGUACGAUUAAGCACACAAAGAUAGAUUGCCAGCUGGUAUUCUUUUACAAACUGCAGUGACAAAAUCUUCAAACCUGAAGCUUAACAGGACUGGAAUAAACCCAAGCAGUAUUGCUUUCACUCGAUUUUGUAAUCAAGGGAAACUUGUUCUUGCCUAGAAUCUCCAAUAUCUUAUUCUUCUUCAUUUUGUAAGAUCCAUCUACAUGAACCACACAAGAAUUUUCAUCAUGAUUCCAAUAAACCAUCACAACAAAAAAAUCUUAACAAAAUAUCAAACAUAACAACAAGAAAGGUCUUCCACAAUCAGCAGCAAGAUUACCAUACUAAGUGUACCUUUCCGCCUUAGUUUUAACCAUGCAAAUAAACACAUCACUAGCCUUGAGCUCAGGAAACAGAAGUAUCGCAACACCAUUAACAGCGUUAUAAGUCAUCUGAUUCUUUUCCGAUCUGAAACCACUUGAGGUCAUUUCUUCGUGAUUAAACAGGAGACGGUAUCUAUCUAUCCAAUUGUAGUGUCUUCGUAUUACAAAACUGUAGAAAAUCAUAACAAAUAACACAAAUUAGAACAACUAACCGUGAAUGUAGAAAGUUAAACAUAAAUCUACAAACUUGAACCUAUAUUUGAGAUCUCCACAAGUAAUCAAUAGAUCUAUCUUCUUUCAUCCUUUGAGUGAAAAAUUCACAGCAGUUUAUGGAUUUGUCGACGAGAUUAAUGGAAGGCACCGACAAAGAGAUCGACUGGAUCAAGAGAUCUUUCGUCGAAAAAAAAAGACGUAGAAGGUUUGGUGUUUCUGUUUAUUUCCCGGAAAAAGUGUAAAUGGGCUUUGAUGACUGUUUAUAGUCCAUUAUAAUUUGGGCUAAAUAUUAAAAUUACUACACUUAUCUAAUCUAAAAAAUGUGGGUUGGGUUACAUAAUAUAUUUUAUUUGUUGCUCACAAUAUUAUUUUCUUGAAUUAUGUUAAAAAUAAAAUUCUUGAGUUAGUAAUACAACCUAUGUUUGAAUAAUUUGAUUAAACUUCUAAAAUCUACACUAAACACUCUAAUAUUUUACCCUAUAAUAUUUUUAAAACCAAAUUUUAGU